AGUUCAUCUGCAAACACUGCUCCCGCUCACUCUUUGCCGCUCACUCUGUUUUGUCUCUGUACCACAACUCAUUUCUACCUGAUUCGUGCACAGGAUAAAAGGGGCACAAGACACCAGCACUGAAGUAAGUACAUCUUUCUUUCAUGAAGGUAAAUUGUGUUGUUUAAAGUGAAUAGGAAUUCUCUUGAGAAUAUGAAAAACUUUUAUGCUGAUUUCCAGAAUCAUUGGUUAUAAUAUUGUAAACUAAUUUAUGAGUUAAAAAAACAAGCUUCAAAGAUGCAUUUUUUUCUUAUUUUUGUGAAAUUAAAAAGUAAAUAAUCAAAAUGUGUGGCUGACUGAAGUGAGUGCUUUGUGUGGUGGAGGUCUAAAGGAAUGUGACUCGUGUCCACUCCUGCUCUGCUGCAGGACAGCUGGUGACCGUCAUGUCCUCUCUUUAGCUUUUGUCAGCCAUGUAGAGAUUUACACAGUUUAACCCAAAGCCCCUAUUGAAACUGGUCUCAAAAUAGAGCCAAACAUCGAAUAGAGUUGUUGGUGCUGUAGUUUUUAGUACUCUAAAUUAUUUGUAUCAUCUGACCUACUUCCAAAGAAACCCAUGUGGCUUGACUUGAAUUCGCUCAAGUAGGUUUGGGCAUGGAAGAUACAGCCGCUAAAUAAAUGUCACAGUACCUAUCUACAUAACAAAUUUCUGUUGAUGACAGUAUUGGGUCAAUCUGAUAAAUUUACUCCACUGGGACUCAACCCCCAGUCUUGGCAAACACCUCAAAGGGUGGAAUUACAGUUUACUUAUUCACAAGGGAUGGGUCCUGCUGCCUAUCCAUCGACACAAUGACAAGUUAUGAUUAUUUGCUCUCGAGAGUAAUCUGUUCAAUGCCACCUGUUGGAGCUCCAGACGAAGGCUGUUUGCAUGUGUUUAUAGUACCAGUGCUGUGGGGACCUUGUGCACACAUGAGUAGGCUCGUUUAAGGCGUGUGUCUCAGUAUUGCCAAGCACUCUGUUGGUCAUUGGGGCAUGGAGCCAAGCAGAACAGCUGCUGGGGCUAUAUCCUUUGCUAAACUGUCCCCUCGCCCAGCUUUUGCUGGCAUAUACUGCUGUCACCAGCAUAACUUAAACAGAUGUCUGGCUAAAGUACCGAUUCACUUACUCUGUUGACCUGUUCAAUGCAAGAAAGGUCUUGUGUUUGUUUAACAUGUCUGCAACUGCGUGAUAUGCGUCAACUAUCCUGUCUUACAUUUUCAUCUGCUUUUGAAGGAAUGAUGCAGUCAUAAAGAAGAUUUUUUAAUCUAAAGAGCUGAUAAGAGUUUCAUCAGUUUAACCAAUGGAGGACAUGGAUGAUAAUGUUUCACUGACUGGGUUCGAGCCUCUCUUCAUAAAAGAAGAGGAUGCAGAUCCAGACAGAAACCUCAUGGAACAAAGUGAGCGAAACAAAGCGCAAUCUGGAUUCAGCCUCAUGAAAACACAACUGAAUCAGUCAGCCAUGAUGAAGCCAUACCUACAGGAGAUGGAUGAAUUACUGAGAAGCUGUGAAGAGCUAACAGGUCUUCAUUUCAGCUCCAACUUCUCAACAAGUUACGAUGAAACAAAUCUGACUACAACAACCAAAUGCCACGACAAAGACAAAGUCACAGUAGAGAGCUACCAAGAAACACAUACUUCUCCCCAUGCCUAUCUUUCCACAAGUUAUAUUGACACAGAAAUGGAUGGAGCUGGAGCAGAAGACCAGCCAGCACAAGGUCAGACACAAGACUUGGACCGGAUCAUCAACAGGUGUGGAGUGACCAGAGACAUUACCCGCCAGAAGGGAAUGCCUCUCACUUCAGUGGGUAACAAACUCAGUGACUCCAUGGUUGAGUAUGAGGGCCAGCUUGUGGGGAUGUUGGCCAUGCUUGAGAGCUGCAUGGAAGAGACUGGGAUGGACUUUGAGCCCCAAGACUGGGCUACGGAUACAAGCCAAGAAUAUGUGCACAUCAGUACAAAUGCUAAUCUUCGUAGGGGUACUACGCUGGUUCCCAUUAGGGAAGAGAGGUUAACUAAGUUGGACUCCCAUAUGCUGGAAUUGGAAUCCUGCGCUGGUCCAUAUGAUAGGGGGGAUGAAGUUUCCGAAGAAAUUAGACAUGACAUGACGGCCAGCUCAGGACCGAAUGAAAGCCAGCGGCGCCCUGUGCUUAGAUUUGACAACACAGGCGACUUCUUAAUGGAAACACUUCAAGGGAAUUCAGAAACAGUACAAGAGGCUCCUGAUGGUCAGUUCAGGUUUUCAGGGCCACAAAAUUAUCCAGUGAACUGCGAGGAAACAACAGCAGGGUGUAUGUCUACGAUUGAAGGCACUUACACAAUGGGAGAAAUGGCAGGGACUGAAGUAAACUGUGAAUCUUCAGCUGAGGACACACAGGAGCACAGAAUGGACUCCAUUAAUGUGGGAUCCGGCAUGAAUGAACUUCACGCUCUAGGGUCUCAGAUGGAAGAGUACAUACAGGAGGUGCAGGAACUAGUGAAGAGGAGGAAGGAACUGCUGGCUGAGGUGCUCAAGCUGAGAGGGGAUAAAAGCAGUGAGGAGGAAGAGGUGAGCAUUGAAGAGGAGACAGAGGAGCAGAUUGGUCAUAAAGUGACAGAGUUGAUGAAGGUACUGAAGAAGGAAGAGGAGGGGAGAAGGCAGGAGAGAAAGAAAGAGAUCCAGUGCCUAAAGAAUGAGAGAACGGAGGAAGAGAAAAGAAUAUGGAAGGUAAACUUGGAGAGGCAAGAGCUUCAUGGGGAGCUCAGAAAGCUGAAGAGGAGGUUGUUCACCAUUGCCAGAGACUGUGCUCUCAACCAGCUGGCCCUCAACACCCAGCACCGUGAGGUGGAGCUGCUGAAGAGAGAAGAGGUAAGAAACUCCCCAUGACCCUGUACAUGUCUCCAGGUUCCAAGGGAAAUCUCUUCAUAAAAAUAUCUUUUUUAUUUUCCAUCAAGGAGAAGAUGAAGUCGCUAGAGCACCAGCUGACAGAAGAGCGCACCAAACUUAAAGCCGCCCAACAGCAGCAGCUCUUAGACCUACAAGCAGAGAUUCACGCCCAGAGCUCCAAUCAGCCCUUAAACACCACAGAUGAGAUGACCCAGUGCAAGAGGCACUCCUGUGGGGACAUUCAGCAGUAUCUGCAGGGUGGGCUGAAAGCACUGGAGGACAGGUAUGGUCUCCAUUUGGUACGGUCAAAAAAAUCUGUUUUAUUUUUUCACACUACUAACAUGUUCUGUUUUACUCUUAAUGUGGUUGUCUUCACCAGAUAUGAACCCAUUUUGCUUGGAUUGCUCAAGAGGAGAGAGGUAACUGCUGAAGCGCUGAUGAAAGCCAAAGAACAGGCCCAGGAACUAAAAACCCAGCUGAGACCCCUGAAGGAGGAGAUUCAAAAACUGAAUCUCCAGAGGACUUGUUUGGAGGAAAAAAUCAAAUUAUUGUACAUGCAGAGGAGAGAAGACGUGGGGCAGUAUAAGGUAAACAGAAUGGCAUGUUGUUUUGUUUGUGUUAACCAGAAAAACAAAUUUGAGGGCAAAGGCAGGAGAUUGUGAUGCUUAUGACAUUGACAAACUGCUCAAGUGUGUGGAAAGUAAAAAGAAAGGUUGUGUAUUUCUUACAGGAGAAAGUUUGCACCCUGGAGGAGUGCAGCAGAGAGCUAGCGCAUGAGUUAAGGAUUCAGAAGAGGAAAACACAAGAAAUAGAGGAGCUGAGAGACAGUCUAACCAAACGCUUACUCCUUUACAGGUGAGAUUUGUUUCUGCUCCCACAUUUAAAAUGAUCUCUGAAUGUUUUGUUUUUUUUAAAUAAAAAAGCUUUUUCUUCCCUACAGGGCAGUCACUAAGGACCACAAGUGUGAUGAUGAGCAGAAAAACAGUGAUUGAAUGUUUUAUUUAAAGAUUUCUGAGACAAUCAUGUUAUUUUAACACAACAUUGUGAACUCCUAGGUUCCAUUUAUGCACUUUACAUAUAUAACGAGACAUGCAGUUGAAAAAAUGUAGAUGUUUUUUUUAGCCACGAGAUUAAGAAUAUUGUUGCCUGUACGGUUUUUGUCAUGAAUAAAGACUUUUGUUUGCUGUAAUCCGAGUGCAACUGAUGAGUUAAUGUCCCUGCAUGAAGUGCGAAGAGGGUUCUGUACUUAUAAGGGCAACAUGGCUGAAGAACUAAACAAUGGGGGAAGAGUUAUAAAUUGAGAACAAGUUCUGAGGAUAGGAAAGCACCAGGACGUCAUGCCAGAUACACAAAGCUCUUAGCAAAGUGCCUUCAGCAUUACCAACUCCUUCACUUAUAAAGAUUACUUUGUGUUGUUAAAAAAUAUUUCCAGGCUGAGCAAGACUCUGAUACUGUUCUUCAAAUAUUUAAGUAGGGUAUUCAAACCGAGAAAUGUCAACAACAGUACAUCAAGUGGACCAAUGGACUAAUGAAACAUUUUUAUUAAGAAUGCACUCACUGUACAAAUAUUGAACAUAUAAAAAGUUCAACCACUAAUCUAUAUCACAAAAACA
Messenger RNA from Xyrichtys novacula (pearly razorfish), 4491 nucleotides. Lineage: Eukaryota; Metazoa; Chordata; Actinopteri; Labriformes; Labridae. The record is from the annotation of a GenBank genome assembly.